This is a messenger RNA of Camelus dromedarius (Arabian camel), 3312 nucleotides long. It is a transcript of the gene PPWD1, whose product is annotated as peptidylprolyl isomerase domain and WD repeat containing 1. The transcript has 11 exons. Gene Ontology annotation, molecular function: protein binding; peptidyl-prolyl cis-trans isomerase activity. Lineage: Eukaryota; Metazoa; Chordata; Mammalia; Artiodactyla; Camelidae. Gene Ontology annotation, biological process: protein peptidyl-prolyl isomerization. The record is from RefSeq and is a predicted model, not a curated record. Bases 1157 to 2854 code for a protein of 565 amino acids.
UGCUGCGUCCCCCUAGUACUGAUAGAGUUCAAGCCGGACCCCAGGGCGGAGGGUGUGUGAUUGUGAGGAUUUGUGCCCUCGGAACAGAGGGUCCUCUUGUCACUUCUGGCCGUUCGGUACUUGUACGUCCUCCCGAAAUAGUGAUUUGGUCGGAGUAAAGCGUCUCUUAGAUGGUAUCUAACACUAUUAAUCUCUGAUUUCUUAUAACAGACGCUAAAGGUAACUUACGCCGAUACUUAACGCGUUUGGCGCCUCGCACUUAAUCCGUACAGCAGCUAUAGAGGUUGGAAUUUCUAACUCCGUUCAGUAGAUGUGGAAAAGAGUACUGCUUCUGUUUAAGGCUUUUAGUUCAAGAGUGGUGUUAGUGUGUUGGGCCGCCGGGGAAGGCGGUGCCUAUUUAGAAUCGUAAAGAAUAGGUAAAAAUCAUUUCAAUCCUGACUGUUACACUAAUGAGUUUUCUGACCUAGGGAAAGUUACGUAAGUUUCCUGAAUCACAAGUUUCUCAUCUAAAAACCGAGGUCUGUGGUAUUCAAACCAUACUUAUGGGAUACCAUGGCCCGCAGCACUUUGCCACUAGCGUGAAAUAGUGACAGAAUUUUAUCGAAUAGAAAGAGUGAUGAAAGGGAUAGAUUAGAUUUUAUCUUUCAAGUUCUUUGAAAUGUUUUCCUUAAACGUUUAAGACCAUUAACAUGUGACUUUUCUGAAAGCUCAAAUCUUUAUUACUUUCCCUGCUUAUAAUUCUAAAGUGGUUUCUUACUAUUUUCAAAACAACUCCAAACUCCCAAACAUAGCAUACAAGGCCCUUCUUGAUAGGAUCUCUCCUUACAUCUCUCAGCACUGUUCCAUUACUUCUCUCUCCCAAACCCUUACUCCUUACUCUGUACUCCUGUCAUACUAAAACACUUGAGAAUGGGGUAUGCUCUUUUUUCUCCUGUGGAUGCCGAGGUGAGUAUCAUGGUGUCUCUGCCUGGAGUAAUUUCCCUCACCCAUUUCACUUGGCUAACUAUUGUUCAACCUUUAGCACUGCUCAGCUAUCACCCCUCAUCUGGGAAGCCUGUGAUUUCUCCAGUCUAGCUGGGUUUCUAAAGCACACUGAUCAUAAUUCUGAGUUCUAGAGUUUGAAAGAGUCUAUCUUGAUAAUCUCCCCAGUGCAUCCAUGUAUGAACGGAGUUACAUGCAUAGAGAUGUUAUCACCCAUGUGGUGUGCACCAAGACAGACUUUAUUAUUACUGCCAGUCAUGAUGGACAUGUUAAAUUCUGGAAAAAAAUAGAAGAGGGGAUUGAAUUUGUUAAACAUUUUCGUAGUCACCUCGGAGUUAUCGAGAGUAUUGCAGUUAGCUCUGAGGGAGCAUUGUUCUGUUCUGUGGGUGAUGAUAAAGCAAUGAAGGUGUUUGAUGUAGUGAACUUUGACAUGAUCAAUAUGCUAAAGCUUGGCUAUUUUCCGGGACAAUGUGAGUGGAUCUAUUGCCCAGGGGAUGCCAUAUCUUCAGUUGCUGCUUCUGAGAAGAGUACAGGAAAAAUUUUCAUUUACGAUGGUCGAGGAGAUAACCAGCCAUUACAUAUUUUUGACAAACUCCAUGCAUCACCUCUUACUCAGAUACGGCUAAACCCAGUUUACAAAGCAAUAGUGUCUUCUGACAAAUCUGGAAUGAUUGAAUACUGGACUGGUCCUCCUCAUGAAUAUAAAUUCCCCAAAAAUGUGAACUGGGAAUAUAAAACUGACACAGAUUUAUAUGAAUUUGCCAAGUGCAAGGCUUAUCCGACCAGCAUAUGUUUUUCACCUGAUGGGAAGAAAAUAGCUACUAUUGGUUCUGAUAGAAAAGUUAGAAUUUUCAGAUUUUUAACUGGAAAACUCAUGAGAGUCUUUGAUGAAUCAUUAAGUAUGUUUACUGAACUGCAGCAGAUGAGGCAACAGCUACCAGACAUGGAAUUUGGCCGACGAAUGGCUGUAGAACGUGAACUGGAGAAGGUGGAUGCAGUAAGAUUAAUUAAUAUAGUUUUUGAUGAAACUGGACACUUCGCGCUAUAUGGAACAAUGCUGGGCAUUAAAGUUAUAAAUGUAGAAACAAACCGGUGUGUGCGGAUCUUAGGCAAGCAAGAGAAUAUUAGAGUGAUGCAAUUGGCUUUGUUUCAGGGAAUAGCCAAAAAACAUCGUGCUGCAACUACUAUAGAAAUGAAAGCUUCUGAAAAUCCAGUUCUUCAGAAUAUUCAAGCUGACCCAACAAUAGUGUGUACCUCUUUCAAAAAGAACAGAUUUUAUAUGUUUACUAAACGAGAACCAGAAGAUACAAAAAGUGCAGAUUCUGACCGAGACGUUUUUAAUGAGAAACCUUCUAAAGAAGAAGUCAUGGCAGCUACCCAAGCUGAGGGACCUAAACGAGUGUCAGAUAGUGCCAUUAUCCACACAAGCAUGGGAGACAUUCACAUCAAACUUUUUCCUGUUGAGUGCCCUAAGACAGUGGAAAACUUCUGUGUUCACAGCAGAAAUGGUUAUUAUAAUGGGCAUACAUUUCACCGUAUAAUUAAGGGCUUCAUGAUUCAGACAGGAGAUCCAACAGGUACUGGUAUGGGAGGAGAAAGCAUAUGGGGAGGAGAAUUUGAAGAUGAAUUUCAUUCAACAUUGCGACAUGACAGACCAUAUACACUCAGCAUGGCCAAUGCUGGAUCAAACACUAAUGGAUCCCAGUUUUUCAUAACAGUAGUACCAACGCCUUGGCUUGAUAAUAAGCACACAGUAUUUGGACGAGUGACUAAAGGAAUGGAAGUUGUACAAAGGAUCUCCAACGUCAAAGUCAAUCCCAAAACAGAUAAGCCCUAUGAGGAUGUCAGCAUCAUAAAUAUUACUGUAAAGUAAGAUAAGAUUUGUCUCAUUGUAUGUGUAAAUAAAAAUACACAUAUAUUAAAUAUAGGAUUAUUUUACACGAGGAAGCCCUUAAGAUUUGCUGAAUAUACAAAUCAUGUUUCAAGGAUUCAGUAUUGUAUUUUUCAUUAAAGGCUAUUUAAAAAAAAAAAAAAACUCUGCCUUUGAGUUUUCUUGCAGUAGUUCUCAUCCUACGAGGUGAUUAAUUGAAAUGGACUAAAACUGAGACACAGCACUCUUUACAUGUAUUUCUCAUGAGACUUAAAACCAUAUUAAGUGAUAAGAAUGGUUAUGUAUUUGUUCCUUAGCUUUUUAGAAAUAUGCCCUUAUAUGUUUCUUUAGAUCCACUAAGAAAGCAUACCAGGAUCUGAUAGUAAUAUACUAUAUCCUUUCUUUUACAAGGUUUGUGUGUCAUGCCAAAUAAUUUUGGUUUUUGAUUAGUUAAGUAGUAA